CCUGGAGCCUCGAAGGGUCAAUCUCCUCACUGGCCAUCGCUUCGCGUGCCUUAGAUUGAUCAAGGUAUCAUCUUGGGAGGAGGCGGACAAGGGGAGCUUUUCGCUCUUUCAAUUCGUUCCCGGGCAUUCGAUUCCAAAGUUGUUUUUGGUUUUUUUGGGAUCAAGGCAAGAGAUGGAUUUGAUUAGUGAUAGCGAUGACGGUGAUGGCUUUCAAUGGGAGAGUGAUGAAGAUGAUGGAGAUGCAAUACCGCCUUCCAAUCCACCUCUUCCUCCGGAUUCAGCCGCCGGGACUUCAGGGAAGGUAUCUGAGGCGAGCUCUUCUCGAAGUGAGUUGGUCUCGCAUUUCAUGGCGAUGGGGUUCUCCGAAGAUAUGGUGGUCAAGGCCAUUGAGGAGAAUGGAGAAGGAAAUAGUGAAGCUAUAUUGGAGACGCUGCUUACUCAUGCUGCCAUAGAAAAAUCUCCCGUGAAAAGGGAACAAUCCCCUAUAGAUUGCACCUUCUCAAGUGAUGAAGAUGUUUUGGGGGAUGAUAUUUCAGAUGUGAGCAACUUUGAAUAUUCCAGUGAAGAUGAGGAUUAUACAGAAGGCACCUCUGAUAAGGAUAGAAAAUUGUCUGUAUUAGUAGAGAUGGGGUUCCCUGCUGAUGAAGCAUUUUCAGCCAUUAACAGAUGUGGGCCUAGUGCUUCUGUUUUGGAAAUUGCGGACUCCAUCCACGCUGCUCAAUUGGCAGCUGAUUCUGCUCCCACAGAGGAUGACCUUUUUCCAAAUUGGUCGGAGAACAAGGCAGCAUCAAGCUAUGCAUGUGGUUCCUCUGUCAAAAAUAAAAGGAAGUUAUAUGAAAUGAAGAAGAUGAAACAAAGAGGCAGCUUUCUUGAUCGUAAGAAACCAUGUUUUGGACAAGGUAAUUUGGAUGAAGGUUUUCGGUCAGGGUUGACUAUCCCAAAGCCGAUGAUAGGUUUCAGCCUUCCAAAUCAGAAGAUGAAACCUGCAAAUCGGAUCCUUCCUGAGGCAGCCAUUGGCCCCCCUUACUUCUACUAUGAAAAUGUGGCCCUGGCACCAAAGGGAGUUUGGGAAACUAUUUCACGUUUCCUUUAUGACAUUGAGCCCGAGUUUGUUGAUUCGAAAUUCUUCUGUGCUGCUAACAGAAAGAGGGGAUACAUCCACAACCUUCCAAUUCAGAAUAGAUUUCCUCUUCAACCACUUUCCUCCCGAACAGUGCAGGAAGCAUUGCCCAUGACGAAAAAGUGGUGGCCUUCUUGGGAUCCAAGGACUCAACUAAAUUGCUUGCAGACUUGCAUUGCGAGUGCGAAACUGACAGAGCGGAUAAGAACAGCUCUUGCCAAUUCCGACGACCCACCUCCUGAAAGAGUCCAAAGGUUUGUCAUGAACGAAUGUAAGAAAUGGAACUUGGUUUGGGUCGGGCUACACAAGGUGGCGCCAUUGGAACCAGAUGAGAUGGAAAUGUUAUUGGGUUUUCCCAGGGAUCAUACGAGGGGAGGUGGAAUAAGCAGGACAGAGAGAUACCGGUCCUUGGGCAAUUCAUUCCAAGUUGAUACUGUGGCUUACCAUCUUUCUGUGUUGAAGGACAUGUUCCCGAAUGGUAUCAACCUAUUAUCUUUGUUCUCUGGAAUAGGGGGAGCUGAAGUUGCUUUACAUAGGCUAGGAAUCCAUCUGAGGAAUGUAGUUUCAGUUGAGUUAUCAGAAAUAAACAGGAACAUACUCCGUGGCUGGUGGGAGCAAACCAAUCAGACGGGGACCUUAAUUGAUAUCGCAGACGUUCAGCAGCUCAACGGCGACAGACUUGAGCAAAUGAUAAACAUGUUUGGUGGGUUUGAUCUGGUGAUCGGAGGAAGUCCAUGUAAUAAUCUCGCUGGCAGCAACCGGUACAGCCGUGAUGGACUUGAGGGCAAAGAAUCUGCUCUCUUUUAUGAUUAUUUCCGCAUCUUGGAUCUCGUAAAGAAUAUUAUGGGAAAGAGUUUCUGAAUCUAUUUCUUAGAGUAAAAGGAUUUGUUGUCCCUAUAAAGCAUGGUUUCAAUUUUUUUCAAGAUAAGCAAUCCAGAAGGUUUGAUUGAAGCUCUCGUUCUUGAGCCAGAUAACAUUGUUGUGUUCAAAUGCUUUAUUUCUCUGAAGCAACCUUUCUAACCAGUUCGGCGAAUAUCCGCUUUCUUGCUGAUUUUAGAUCGACAUAAAACUUUAGCUUCACAGAUGCAAAUGUCUGUUAUUUUCGAGCAUCUGAACUACCUUAACUUUAUUGUUUAUUUGGCCACUGUUUGAACAUUCAUAACCAGCAAUGGCUUCUCAAGCAGUGUUCUUUUUUCCUUGCAAGAAUUUGGUCCGGAAAAUUUGUUUGUACUUUAUUCUUGAAAUUGCUAAUUCAAGUGAGAGUUCACCAAGUUAUUUCUA
This is a messenger RNA of Dioscorea cayenensis subsp. rotundata (Guinea yam), 2401 nucleotides long. Its product is annotated as DNA (cytosine-5)-methyltransferase DRM2-like. Lineage: Eukaryota; Viridiplantae; Streptophyta; Magnoliopsida; Dioscoreales; Dioscoreaceae. The record is from RefSeq and is a predicted model, not a curated record. Gene Ontology annotation, cellular component: nucleus. Gene Ontology annotation, molecular function: protein binding; DNA (cytosine-5-)-methyltransferase activity.